Molecule: messenger RNA, 1001 nt
Organism: Chironomus riparius
Lineage: Eukaryota; Metazoa; Arthropoda; Insecta; Diptera; Chironomidae
Source: the annotation of a GenBank genome assembly
CGAAUUUUUCUUACCAACACAAAUAGUGCCGCGACACAUAGAUUGCAGAAUAUUAAGCUAUGCUAAAGUAUAAACAAAAAAAUAGUGAAAUUAAUUAAAAAAUGAACGACAAAGAUAAUUCAAAGGACUGGGAGGAGCAAUUAAAGGACUUUUACAUUAAGCAGGAUGAUCUAAAUAGACUGAUAAUGGAUUACUUAGUAAAUGAGGGAUUUAAGGAAGCUGCUGAGAAGUUUCAAGAGGAAUCUGGCAUAAUAAGUCCUGUUGAUCUAUCUACAUUGGAUAAUAGAAUUAUGAUAAGGGAAUCGAUUAAUGCAGGACGAAUUCAGGAUUCUAUAUCGCUUGUGAAUCAAUUACAUCCAGAACUUCUUGAUAAUGAUCGAUAUCUGUAUUUUCAUCUCCAGCAAUUACAUUUGAUUGAGUUAAUACGUGACGGAAAGGUCGAGGAGGCUCUUAGAUUUGCACAAAACAAAAUUGCUGAAGCAGGAGAAACAAAUCCCGAGGUCCUGAAUGAACUCGAACGUACUCUUGCACUACUGGCAUUUGAAAAACCUGAAUCCAGUCCAUUUUCGGAUCUUUUAGAGACGACUCAUCGACAGAAAAUUGCAAGUGAACUUAAUGCUGCAAUACUUCGAAUGGAACACAAACAAAGUCAGAAUCCGCGAAUCCAAAACUUGUUGAAAUGUCUCUUAUGGACGGAAUCACAACUCGAGAAGAAAAAUAUCAAGUACAGAAAAAUGACAGACUUGGCGAGUGCUUCAUUCGAGCCAAAGAAUUGAAUAUGCUCAACUUUUUUCCGCAAAUGCAUCACUUGUAAAUGAUUUUUAUAUGCUGUUCCUACUCAUUAUCCUUUCCUUUAAUCUUUGAUUAUUUCCUACUUACUAAAAAGAAGUUUAAUUAUAAUUUUUGCACUGUAUAAAAAAAAGCUUUUUGAGACUAAACAUCCAGCAAAAACGCAAAGGAAUCUUGAUUUGAAAUAUUAGUGAAUAAAAAUGUAAAGAGAA